Messenger RNA from Helianthus annuus (common sunflower), 3331 nucleotides. RefSeq names its product AP-1 complex subunit gamma-2. Gene Ontology annotation, biological process: Golgi to vacuole transport; intracellular protein transport; receptor-mediated endocytosis. Gene Ontology annotation, molecular function: clathrin-cargo adaptor activity. NCBI's taxonomy places the organism in Eukaryota, Viridiplantae, Streptophyta, Magnoliopsida, Asterales, Asteraceae. Gene Ontology annotation, cellular component: Golgi apparatus; membrane coat; AP-1 adaptor complex. The record is from RefSeq and is a predicted model, not a curated record. Bases 302 to 2917 code for a protein of 871 amino acids. The transcript is spliced from 18 exons.
UGAAAAUGGAAGAAGAAAUCGUUGCUUGGUUUUCUAUAUUUUUUCUUCAACUUUUCAAAAAGGAAAACAGAACUCGCUUGGAAGAAUUUAGGGAUUUUCAAUAAUCUUCAUCAUUCGCGUUCUCAAUUUCAUCAUCACAGGCAACAGAUCCCAAAUUCGUCUUCAGAUCCUCACAAUUAACCUUCUACAGAUCUCGAUUUCAUCACAUAAUUGCAAUUGCCCGUUGUAUACUUCGUUAUUAUUGCACUAAACACCUCUGGAUCUCAUCGAGCUUUCGCACGGUUUUAGAACCGAAUCAAUCAUGAAUCCGUUUUCUUCUGGAACGCGAUUACGGGACAUGAUUCGGGCAAUACGUGCUUGCAAAACUGCUGCAGAAGAGCGUGCUGUUGUUAGAAAAGAAUGUGCUCUUAUUCGCGCGGCAGUUAGCGAUAAUGAUAACGGAUAUAGACAUCGUAACUUGGCAAAACUCAUGUUUAUUCACAUGCUAGGAUACCCCACACAUUUUGGCCAAAUGGAAUGCCUGAAAUUAAUAGCAGCUCCUGGCUUCCCUGAGAAAAGAAUAGGAUAUCUUGGACUCAUGUUGCUUCUUGAUGAAAGACAAGAAGUUUUGAUGUUGGUCACCAAUUCAUUAAAACAAGAUCUUAACCAUGCAAACCAAUAUAUAGUGGGACUAGCUCUUUGUGCUUUGGGGAAUAUAUGCUCAGCAGAAAUGGCGCGUGAUCUUGCACCUGAAGUUGAAAGGUUGCUGCACUUUCGAGAUCCAAAUAUCCGGAAGAAAGCAGCAUUAUGCUCAAUAAGGAUCGUAAAGAAAGUGCCUGACCUUGCAGAAAAUUUUGUGAACCCUGUUGUUUCAUUACUUAAAGAAAAGCAUCAUGGAGUCCUUUUAACUGGGAUACAGCUCUGUACAGAACUCUGUAAUCUUAGUGAGGAAGCUCUAGAGUAUUUUAGGAAGAAAUGCACGGAGGGAUUGGUGAAAGUUCUGAAGGAUGUUGUGAACAGUUCAUAUGCUCCUGAAUAUGACAUUUCAGGUAUUGCAGAUCCUUUUCUUCAUAUAAGAUUGCUUCGCCUUUUGCGUGUAUUGGGUCACGGAGAUGCUGAUGCAAGCGAUUCUAUGAAUGACAUUCUUGCUCAGGUGGCAACAAAAACUGAGUCGAACAAGAAUGCAGGGAAUGCAAUACUGUAUGAAUGUGUAGAAACCAUAAUGAGCAUUGAAGAUGUUAGUGGCCUGCGUGUUCUUGCAAUCAAUAUUUUGGGGCGCUUCUUGUCUAACCGUGACAACAAUAUCAGAUAUGUUGCACUGAACAUGCUGAUGAAAGCAGUUUCAAUAGAUGAUCAAGCUGUGCAGAGACAUCGUGCAACAAUCUUAGAAUGCGUAAAGGAUUCAGAUGCUUCAAUCCGUAAAAGAGCUCUUGAACUUGUAUAUCUUCUGAUGAAUGAGACCAAUGUAAAAGCUUUGGCGAAGGAGUUAAUUGAUUAUCUACAAGUAAGUGACCAGGACUUCAAGGGAGAUCUCACUGCCAAAAUUUGCUCCAUUGUUGAAAAGCUAUCCCCAGACAAGAUUUGGUACAUUGACCAGAUGCUCAAGGUUCUCUCUGAGGCUGGAAAUCAUGUAAAGGAUGAGGUAUGGCACGCUCUUAUUGUUGUCAUAACCAAUGCUUCAAAUCUCCAUGGAUAUACAGUACGCUCACUCUACAAGGCAAUCCAAAAAUCAGCUGACCAGGCAACACUUGUUCGUGUGGCUGUAUGGUGCAUCGGAGAAUACGGAGACAUGUUGAUAAACAAUAUUGGAAUGCUUGAUCUGGAGGACCCUAUAACUGUAACUGAAAAUGAUGCUGUGGAUGUCGUUGAACUUGCAAUCAAACUCCACACAUCGGAUCUUACCACCAGAGCUAUGUGUUUGAUUGCUUUGUUGAAGCUAUCAUCCCGUUUUCCUUCUUGCUCACAGAGAAUAAAGAAUAUUGUUACACAAUCUAAAGGAAGCCUUCUGCUUGAACUGCAGCAGAGAUCAAUCGAAUUUGAUUCUAUUAUUGAAAAACAUCAGAAUAUAAGGUCUGCGCUAGUUGAAAGGAUGCCGGUGCUUGAUGAAGCAACUUUUAGUGGAAGGAAGACUGGCUCUAUUCUAGCACCAGCUGUUUCAACUAUAAAUUCCGCCAGUGGAGUUGCCAUAUCAGCGGCUGCUCCAUUAGUAGAUUUCAUUGAUAUAGGAGCAGAUGAACCUGCAGCUGCUUCACCUACUUCUUCAGGUGGCAACUUUCUUCAAGAUCUACUUGAUGUCGGUACAACCCCCAUUCCAUCACAAUCAGGUAAAACCGAGGCUCAAAAGAGUGGCACUGAUGUUCUGCUGGAUUUACUGUCAAUUGGGCCAUCCCCUCCCCAAAACAGUUCAUCCGCACCCGACUUAUUAUCAUUAAGCCAAGAUAAUAAAACUUCUGUUAGUCCAUUAGAUAGUCUUUCAUUAGCUACAGUGCCAGCUGUACAAGCAUCUUCAACAGCUAUGAUGGAUUUGUUAGAUGGAUUCGGUCCUAGCCCCCCACCAACUAAAGACAACGGUCCUGCUUAUCCACCUAUAGUUGCUUUUGAAAGCAGCUCUUUGAGGUUAACGUUCAACUUUUCCAAACAACCUGGAAGUCCACAAGAAACCCAUAUCGAAGCAGACUUUACAAACAAGUCUUCUGAUGUUUAUACAAACUUCAUCUUUCAGGCAGCAGUCCCAAAGUUUCUUCAACUGCAUUUAGAACCUGCUAGUAGUAAUACACUUCCUGGAAACGCUAACGGGGCAAUAACUCAGAAGUUACGGGUUACCAACAGUCAACAUGGCAAGAAAUCUAUCGUUAUGCGCAUAAGAAUAAGUUACAAACUGAACAACAAAGACGUGCUAGAGGAAGGGCAAAUCAGUAAUUUCCCUCGUGACCUAUGAACCUGAAGCUCCUUUGAAGAAAUUGAUCCGUGUCAUUUUUUUUUGUUACGAGGACGUGGAUGUGAUGAGGCCCGGUUGCAAUCUGGAUUCUUUUAGUCAAUGACUGACCCAGGGGGGCAUAAAAACGAAAAAAAUGCGGGUAACCAAGUUUUGUGAUAUAGGAGGAGGUGUGAGGUUUUAAAUGGUUUGAAGUGUCGAUUGUUGAAGACAGAUUACAGGUUGUGUAAGAUAGGCAUGAAGAUCCUUUGGAAGCCAAACACGUAGGUGUAGCUUCUAUGUAAUGUUUGUUUCACUUUUUACGACCCAAUGGAAGUUUUUGGUUUAUUUUUCUUUUUUCACCAUCACUAAUAUUGAUAACACUUGUGUUUGCCAUUACUCCCGUUAAUAUUUUCCAACAGUGGCCUAAUUUGUGUC